Cydia strobilella is the source of this 918-nucleotide messenger RNA. RefSeq lists its product as uncharacterized. The coding region runs from base 37 to 780 and encodes 247 amino acids. NCBI's taxonomy places the organism in Eukaryota, Metazoa, Arthropoda, Insecta, Lepidoptera, Tortricidae. The transcript has a single exon. The record is from RefSeq and is a predicted model, not a curated record.
UGUGUUAAGUCACUUUCACUGCACUUUAAACUGACAAUGAAGUCCAUCAAGCAGUCCGUGGAGGAGAUGUCUGUGAGCUUCAACACAAGGAUGGCGGAGUUCCAGGCACAAAUAGAUAUGGCUACUCCGGGGAGUCCCACCGUCUCUUCUGUUGCUGCGCAGUUUGAGGCUUUCCGAUCAUUUAUAAUUAAAGCCUUGGAGACACUUCAGCAACAAGUGGAGUUCCUCAGCCAUCAAGUUGACAGCCUGGAGAUGCGGUCGAGGCGCAAGAUUCUCCUCUUUCAUGGUGUUGCUGAGGAAGAUGGUGAGGAUACUUCGGCAAGAGUCGUGGGAUUGCUGAGGACCCAUUUGAAGAGCGAGCUCACAACUGAUGACAUAUCCCGGAGUCACCGUAUGGGGCGUCCUCAUAAAAACCAGACCAGAUGCGUGUUAGUGAAGUUUCGCGACAUUUCUCAUCGCAACGAUGUGUGGUAUAGCAAAACCGCCUUGAAAGGAACGGGCGUGAUUGUGUCAGAGUUUUUGACUAAACCCCGGCACGACGUCUUCAUGGCUGCCCGUGAACGUCUCGGUGUUCGUAACUGUUUUACGCGGGACGGCAGUGUCUACGUUCAAGUUAAGGAAGGGGAACGCCGCUGCGUGUCGUCACUCGCUGAUCUCGACUCCAUCAAGCCGGCGCCGGAGUCCCAACCCGCCGUUAGUACAGCGGCGGUACCAGGCCCGGCUGCUAACAAGCCAGACAAAAGGGUGAAGCGUCAGGGAGCUAUUAAGCCCCGUGUUUGAGGAAUAGUGUUAUUAUUGUGUUGUUAGUUGUCGAGUAAGUUUCCUGUUUCUACAUUUCAAUUUGACUCUUGUUUUUGGCCGUGUAAUAUCUUGUGCGAAUUUCUCUUUUACCCUCUUCUUACGUUAUUAUUUUUUACA